GGGGCAUUUGUUCGCUCCGCGCUCUGGUGCUGGCUGGUUUGGCUUGAUCGGCAAGGCAUCCAGCACCCAUCGCCCAGCUCUCUCCCCGCUUUCUCCUGCAUCUACCGCCGCCCUUGGCCUCUGCCCUCGCGAAGAAGACUGCUGUUCGGCCAUGCCAGCCAUGUUUGCCCAGCUGCAGACGUUCAUGUUUUGGUGGCUCGUGCCAGCCUAUGCGACCCAGUUCAUCCAAAAAGCCAUCUACUUUUUGUUUUUCAAGCACCCACCCCAGCCCAACCAUCGUCGCUUCCAGCAACACGCCAGAUUGAUCUACAUAUCCGUGGUUCUGGGCUACCUAGUUUACUCAACCGUCCAGAUCGAACGCUCGAUCGACCCCAGCUACUACAAUUAUCUGCAAGUUCCCCUCGAUGCCACUCCGGCCCAGAUCAAAUCUAGCUACCGGUCUCUAUCGCUGCAACUCCAUCCCGAUAAAGUGCACGAUCCCGAACUCCGUGCUCAGUACGAGGCAGUUUACCUGAGCAUUCGGAACGGAUACGAAGUCCUCAAGGAGCCCCUGACCCGCACGGCGUAUGACAAGUUUGGCGAUCUGGUCAAGACCUGCACUCACUGCAAAACCCUGAGGGACUACACAGUGGCGUCACUCGCUUCGUUUUACUACUUCUACGUCGUCACGGCCUUUGUGCUGUUGGUCAUGAUGGUCCUCGGCAAGGGCGAAUAUGGCAAAUACUGGCGCUUCGUCGGUCUCUUUGCUCUUGGCGUGCUCGAAUACCAGACGAUCGUCUCCCCAGCUGGCCAGGAGCCGCUCGGAUGGCUGUUCACCUGGCGAACUCCUCAUCAGAAGCUGGUGCUCUUUCAUCAGCUAUACAUCUCGCUGUGCAUUGCUGUCUCACAGAUCGGCCCGCUCUUGGCUCCGGUCAACAUGCCUCCGAGCCAGGAUAAGGAGGUGGAGAUCCUGACGAACCAAGUGCUGGAGCUCGAAAAGCUGACCAACAUGGAGCUGAAGGAAGUCGGCUCGUACCUACAGACUGUACUUGAGCCCUACAAGGACCACCCGGCUGAAGCCGGAGUGCUGCGUCGCAAGAUGGAGAAGCUGAUGGUCGACUCGGCCAUCUUGGAGACCAACAGCGACUACCGGAGUGCUUAUGAAGCUGCCAGCAAGCGAUUUCGUGGGCCCGGGUCGUAGCAGAAGGACAGACGAUCCGGCAGAGUCGUGAGGAUGAAGGCGCAUGCUGGAGACAAAUGCACGUUGCCCCCCCCCACUGCCCAGUGCUCUGUACGAAGCGACCCGCCAUUAUCGAGCGACAGGUCUCUAUGUGCGCUGUUGGCCGCAACUCUGGGGGGUAAAUCUUGGACGGCAUGAACUCAAAUACACACGAGCGAUCGCUGCGAA
Messenger RNA from Polychytrium aggregatum, 1387 nucleotides. RefSeq lists its product as uncharacterized. The transcript is spliced from 5 exons. Gene Ontology annotation, biological process: cristae formation. Bases 152 to 1180 code for a protein of 342 amino acids. The record is from RefSeq and is a predicted model, not a curated record. NCBI's taxonomy places the organism in Eukaryota, Fungi, Chytridiomycota, Chytridiomycetes, Polychytriales.